Molecule: messenger RNA, 2544 nt
Organism: Polypterus senegalus (gray bichir)
Lineage: Eukaryota; Metazoa; Chordata; Cladistia; Polypteriformes; Polypteridae
Product: cell wall integrity and stress response component 2-like
Exons: 17
Coding region: 69-914 (281 amino acids)
Source: RefSeq, a predicted model, not a curated record
CACUCACUAAUCUGACUGCACAUCUAUGCUUAAGUCGCAUUCAAUCUGCUGGGUUUUUUGGAUUGAUAAUGUUGUGUAAAAUGAAGUCAAUAACUCUGCUUCUGAUUCUUUUUUCAGGCAUACGUCAAGGUUACACUUCAGAUGAAGAGCCUUUAACUACUACUUCUGCUACUACUUCUUCUGCUACUACUUCUUCUGCUACUACUACUUCUCAGUCAGAACACAUAACAUCUAGGAAUACUACCAUAGCAGCUCAACAAGUAACAUCAUCAACUAGUUCUUUUACCACAAAAACUACAACAUCACAAACAUCAGAUAAGGAUACAUCCAAAACAGUUGCACCAUCAACAACUCCCAGUUCCUCUUCAAAAAAUCCAGUGACUGCUGGAGCAUCUAAUUCCUCAUCUACAGCAGCAGGCACAAAGUCCUUUCAAACAAUUAAUUCUUCCUCUGAAACAACAAAAACAACUCCAGCAACAUUUACAACUAAUUCAACAACUGGUAUCAACAGCGGGAAGAAUUCUUCUUCCACGGAAUACAAAAGUAACAAUUUUUUCAACAUCACAAAUUCAAACAGAUCAUCUCUUGCAUUCUCAAGUUCAACUACAACUCCUUCUAGCAUGGGAUCAAAUGACAAAAACUCUUCAAUUAAAUUAACCACAGGAAUUGCAACUACUGAAAAUGAUUCUCAUAUGAAGCAUUCAUCUGAAAAUAAAAUACUGUGGGUGCUCCUUCCAGUAUUUGCUGUUAUGUUGGUGGCAGCCAUAGUAUUUGUGAAGUUCAAGUGCAUGAAAACACACACAGAAAGUCCAGAUGCAGCUGAAAGUAGUAAAGAAAUAAAUUCUGCCAACAAAGACAGUGUAAUGCUUCUUGGUCUGAAGGCAACUGCUGAAACUCAUGGAUCUGGAAGAUAAAAUGAAGAUCAUCAGUAACAACAGAAAUUCCAAAGAAAAUUUAUUUUACAGUAAAACUUGUUAUUUUUCCAAAUGUGACAAAGCAAAUAUAUACAGUUCUUUUAUGAACAAGAGCAACAGGCAUGAGAAAAUGUCAUUGUACAUUUUUGUAAUUGAAUCCAUAAAUUAAGUGCAUUUUCAUCACAAAGAAGUCUUGCUUUCUUUUUACAACGCGACACAAAAUCUUCCUAUAGAUGAAUCAUUUGAAACUAAAUUUGAAACUUAUGCACAUUGUGCUUUAUUUACUUCCUACCUUUUCUUUUCACAUUUUAUGAUGUUACUUCAAAGAAUGCAAGUAAAGAAGCCACAACCAUACUGUAUACACUGUACUGAAUGAAAAAGUAAAAACACUGCACUUCCUUUACUUGUUUCUCCACUGCCAUUAUUUUGUGUCCUUUUUGCAUAUAUUAGUCUUUUUAUAUUGCAGUUUAUUAUUUAGGAUUUGCUAAUGAAUUGAGCAAUAAGAAAAUUGUAUUUUAGAAUGCAAAUAACGAAAAUAGAACUGCUUGGUGAUAUAGGUAGUUGAUUUUAACAGCUUAAUCUGGUGUAUUAAUGAUAUUCAAAUGGUCUAGACAAGAUGCAUUGAGUAACAUUUUUCAUUACAACCAAUUUUACAGUUGUAAGGUUUGUGCCUGCCUUUUAAGAUUGUUCGUACUUAGCAACUUGCUGCUGUUGUCCACUUUAUGCGAAUGCAACAAUACAUUCAGUAUAUUUACGUUGUGUUAAAAUAUUACUUUUCAAAAUACAACACAAUACAUGUUCUUUUAUAGUUCCAUAUUGACAAUUACACAUCCAAACUUUACAUAGACCAUCACUGGAUUUUUAAAAAAUCUUCAUAUACGUAGAACUGAUGUUUGCUUGAGUCAUUAUACUGAAAACUCUGCUGAAUAUAUUUAUGCUACUUUUAAAAUGGAAUAUAGGCAAAACAUGUCUGAAUGGACUGCUGCAUUUCAUUCUUUUCCUUUUAGUUUGAAAUUUGUAUUUGACUAAUGCUUUUUUGUAUUUACUUAAAUAAUUUGUCUUCAGUAUAAUUCUGUACAAUUGGGUGACUUUAUUAAAUAUCAUUCAAGUUUAAUGCUAUUUUCUAAUCAUUAUUAAAUAAUUACAGAUACAGAACAACUCUAUAUAAAAUAAUUUAAUGUUUAAUUUAACAUAAUUUUAUGUACAAUACACUGUGUGCUAAUAAACAAUACUAGUUACAUCAAUUAACUUUCUUGAUUUUGCCACAGUGCAUCAAAGAGCUCUGAACAAGUGAACUGUGACUUGGUACAAUCAUUUGUUUACUUUGAUCUAUAUUUGUUUUCUUUAACACUAACAUAUAUAGCUGAAUACUACUGAUAUUGCAUAAUCACAUUUUUUAAAUUUUGCCUAUAUUAUAAAAAAAUUAUUGGAGAUAUUAAUUUAUUUCCAUUUUUAAAAAAUAUUACUCUAAAGUUCAAUUUUGCCUAGUUGGUUAUAAUAUUUUUAUUUUGUUUAAUGUUCAAUUUAUACAUUCAGGAAUAAAUAAACCUUAAUUGAAUUUUGCAUUUUGGGGUUCACAUUAUGUGACAGCCUUGUAUUUUGAUUCAAUAAAAUUAUUGUCGAGCUUUUA